Molecule: messenger RNA, 2092 nt
Organism: Melitaea cinxia (Glanville fritillary)
Lineage: Eukaryota; Metazoa; Arthropoda; Insecta; Lepidoptera; Nymphalidae
Product: SUN domain-containing protein 2-like
Exons: 3
Coding region: 51-1949 (632 amino acids)
Source: RefSeq, a predicted model, not a curated record
UUGUUUAUGCUCGAUGGGUUCAUACUAUUUGUGAAGUUAAAAAUACGAAUAUGCGAAAGUCCGGAAAAAAAAUUAAAUCCGACAGGAUAAAUACACUACGGAAGAAAUACGAUGCUUUUCUUGAAGAUGAUAAGAAGCGAAAAGAUAGAAACGAAUUUAUUUUAAGGCGCCUGGAAGAAAUGCGCUCAACUUCAGCUUUGGUUCAAAUACGUCACAAGGAUAAUGGGCACCUAAAUGAAAAUAUCUAUACUAGCCGACGAGUGCCACGAUUGGAAGACAAUCUUAGAACUUUCAAGAGUUCAGCAAAUAUCCCUAUUAAUUACAGCUUACAGCGAUUUGAUACUUCAAUAUUAAAAGAAAUAAGUAAAAGCUUUAUACUUAUUCCAAAACUUCAACCAAAUAUUUCAAAUAGCGUAACAUAUCUCAAUCCUUUAACUGAAAAACCUGAUAUGAUAAAAAACGAGGAAACUGACUGGAAGAGCAAGUAUGAUAUAUUAAACGAACUAAAGAAAAGUGAAAAAGAAGGUAAUUCUGAAAACGUUAAUGUAAUUUAUAAAGAAUCUAAUAAACCAUUUGUUUCGUCUUCGGAACCAUUACUUAAACAGGAAAGACAAAUACACGAAGAUAAAACACCUUCAGAUUCUUUACACAAUUAUAAUACAUCGAUUGAUGAUACACAAACUGGUAAACAAAAUUCAAUUAGUGUCGAAAACGACACAAACCCAACAAACACAAGUCGAGAUUUUAAUGCCAAUGGUAAAGAAGAUGAUAUUGAUGAUAAAACAGAGAAUAAAAUUUGCAGCAAACCUACUGUCCUUAGCACAGAAUUGAAUAAAAAUAAUCAAUAUGCAACUUAUGUUGAUAAUAUACAUGAAUUGGAAUCUUCUCGACAGAAGUUUCCUGAGCACAAACCCAAAAUAAUAACCAAUAUGGAAGUUCACAAUAAUGUUGCUAAUAAUGAUGCACCUCAAGAUUUUAUAAAUGCAGAAUAUACGAAUAAAGUAGACAAUGAAAGCGAAUACAAAGAAAAAAGUGACCAAGAUAAGUGUAAUAAUGAAAUAAUGCAACAUCAUAAAUCAAAUGAUUUUUCUGAAAAAAGUGUCCGAGAGAAAGGUAUUCGAAUCAAAGAAGAAAUACAGGAAGAUAUCAAAGGUGAUAUAGUAAUUGUAUCGAAUGAAAAUAACCUUCAAAACUAUGAAACAAAUGAAGCUCCUGUAAUAAUUGAACAAAAUGCGAAUGCAGAAGUAAGUGAACUAAAAAACGAACAGAAUGAAAUGUUUUAUGCUGAAAAUCCUGAAAAUAAAUAUAACUAUGAUGAACAUAAUAUGGAAAAUCUACAGUAUCCUGAAGAAAAUCAAAACUAUACUGAUGAACAAUAUUCUUAUCAUGAUGAAUCACAGCAAGAACAGACAUACACUGCUGAAAUUAACGAACACGAGGAAUCGACAGAACGUUACGACCCUAACUUUAAACAACAAUAUACUGGUAAUUAUGAAAACGUAAUCGAUGUUCCUCAGUAUGAAAAUCAGCAAUAUGAAGUUGAUAAUUCUUAUGAAAUUCAACAAAAUGUAGUAACAGCAAAUGUAAACUACGACGAGGUACUGCAGAAUAAUGAAAAUAUUGAACUCGUGCCGUCAGAGGAUCUUUACCAGAAUCCAGAAGAAAAUCUUUAUAACUACAGUAACGAAAAUUAUGAAUCUCAACAAUAUGCUACUAACGAACAGCAGGAAUAUGUAACGACAGAUACUAAUGUUCAAGAUCAAUAUGCGGUGGAGCAAGAAUACGUUGGAAUUCAUACUGAACAAGAUACUUCUGAACAUACGGAAAAAGUACCAGAUUUAGAAAAUGGGUUUGUAGAUAACGAGAACACCAUUUUAACAAAUAACAAAGAAAGUCCAAUUGUUCCAGAUGUCUCACUUGAUAAGACAGAGUCUUCUGAAGUCUCAUAAAAAUGAAUAAUUUUUUUGUUAGUUAAUUCCUUAAAUAUGUGAUUUCUUGUUUUUUAAUGCAAAUAUUAUAAAAAAAUAAGUAGUUACUAUAAUCUUGCUUAAUAGUUCUUUUGAAUUAAACAAAUAAAUAUUUAUUAUGUUUA